AUGAUCAUCCCUGUUCGUUGUUUUACUUGUGGUAAAGUUAUUGGUAAUAAAUGGGACAAGUACCUCCAACUUUUGAAUUCCGAAGCUUUAAAUACAUUAGGCUUGAAGAGAUAUUGUUGUAGAAGAAUGUUGCUUACCCACGUCGAACUUAUUGAAAAAUUAUUGUUAUAUAAUACUACUGAUAAGGAUGAAGAACAAGAAGAUCAAGCAACAUACAACGCUUAA
This is a messenger RNA of Naegleria gruberi, 225 nucleotides long. RefSeq lists its product as uncharacterized. The coding region runs from base 1 to 225 and encodes 74 amino acids. Gene Ontology annotation, biological process: tRNA transcription by RNA polymerase III; transcription by RNA polymerase I; transcription by RNA polymerase II. The record is from RefSeq and is a predicted model, not a curated record. Gene Ontology annotation, cellular component: RNA polymerase I complex; RNA polymerase III complex; RNA polymerase II, core complex. NCBI's taxonomy places the organism in Eukaryota, Heterolobosea, Eutetramitea, Acrasida, Naegleriidae. Gene Ontology annotation, molecular function: DNA-directed RNA polymerase activity; zinc ion binding; DNA binding. The transcript is spliced from 2 exons.